This is a messenger RNA of Leptidea sinapis, 7928 nucleotides long. Its product is annotated as myotubularin-related protein 10-B-like. The transcript is spliced from 12 exons. The record is from RefSeq and is a predicted model, not a curated record. Lineage: Eukaryota; Metazoa; Arthropoda; Insecta; Lepidoptera; Pieridae. Bases 385 to 2400 code for a protein of 671 amino acids.
AUUUGUCUGUAUGUUUAUUAAUAAGUAAUUUACCUAUUUUUCUAAAUAAUAGAUAAUGCACUGACAUAAUAAAUCUUCAAUGUUUAUCAAUAUAAAGUUAAACUCUUUCAACUUAACUGUAGUAAAUAUUUUAGAUCACAGUCCUUGGGGUGAAUCGGGUGCUAAGAAAUGAUUGGUGUAUUAUAAUCUAACAGUGAUUGUUAUCAAAUUUCGUAGUGCUUUCUCAAUCAUGCAAAAUUUAGUUUUUCCUCGAAAAAUAAAUAAUUGUUUCUGUUUACAUUGGUGUAUUAUAAUUUAAUCUCCCCGAAUGGUUUUACCAUUAAGUGGGUCAGUAGUGUGUGAAGACAUUUUUUUUUUCAAACUGUAUUAGGGAAAUACUGUAAAAUGAAUGACAAAAAGUUAGUUCAGAAUUUCAAGAGUUAUAUCAACGUAUCUGCGAGCAAUGGAGAAAAGAAUGGGUCUAUUCAUGACUUGAAGCCGAAGCUUUUAAAUGGCGAGCUGGUAGUCGGUGCGGCGCCCAGCGUGGUGCUAGCGAGUCCGCUGAGCGAGCCCGAGCGAGGCCGCCUGGGCGCGCUCUUCGUCACCAACUACAAGCUGACCUUCGUGCCGCUCGACGCAUCUGCCAACGAUGAUUAUGGACAAAAGAACCACGUGGUUGGUGUCUUUGAUGUGCCUCUUACGUGUGUGGGUGCAGUGUGGCUCACAGACGGUAGUGCAGUUAGAAGGAGACGGCUGAUGCCACGCGUCGAUAUACCGCCUAAACUGAAAGGGAUGCAGAUAGUUUGUAAGAAUAUGAAAGUGCUAACAUUCAACUUUACCAAUUCACCUAUAGGCAGCGGACGAAAGAUUGUAAUGGCGCUCUUGCACCACGCGUUUCCCAAACGACACGACUUACUGUUUGCGUUCGAGUACAGAGAGCCCUACUACCCUACGUUACCGUCAGACAUGAACAUGUUCCAACGAGUGGGUGACUGGAAACGCGAGCUAGAGAGAUGUGAAUGUCCUCACUGGAGAAUUACUUGUAUCAACGGCACUUCGGAUGCCUUCAUGCUGACUGCCGGGGAGACGUUGAUAGUGCCCAGUUCUGUUCUGGAUUAUAAUUUGAUGGAGUCGUCGCGACACUUCAGGUCUGGAAGAGUGCCUAUAUGGGUCUGGGGGAGGGCUGAAGGUGCGGCGCUGUUGCGUAGUGGAGAGUUGUUGCCGACCGAACAGGCCGCCACUGCGGAGAGUGUGUUGUUGGAACAGGUGCGGCGCUCGCACCCCAAGCUAACGCCGCCGCACGUGCUGCACGUGUGCGGCACCAGCUCCGGCGGCGCCCCGCACGUGCUGCCGCCGCUGCCCGCGCUGCUGGCCUCCUACAAGAAGAUGGCGGACCUGUGCACGCCCACCACGCUGUCCGGCUUCUGGGUACAAGACUCCCAGUACUACUCGAUAUUGGAGUCCAGUCGAUGGCUGCGGUACGUGUGCAACUGCAUCGCGUUUGCGGACGACGCGGCCGCGCAUCUCGCUGACAACGUCACCGUCGUGGUGCAAGAAGGUGACGGAGUGGACUACAGCGCCGUGGUGUCGAGUCUGACGCAGCUGUUGCUGGACCCUCGCUAUCGCACCAUCAGCGGCUUCCAGUCGCUGGUGCAGAAGGAGUGGCUCGCGCUCGGACAUCCCUUCGCUGACAGAUUCGGUCUUCCCCGGCCCGGCCUAACCAAAGAGGAGAUAGAGAAAGAGCCGCCGUCGCAGGUGGCUCCCGUAUUCCUGCUGUUCCUGGACUGCACGUGGCAGCUGCAGCACCAGUUCCCGGCCGCAUUCCAGUUCAGUGAGACGUACCUCACCACGCUGUGGGACUGCGCGCACAACCAUCUGUUUGACACCUUCCUGUUCAACUGUCCCCGGGACCGGGAGCUGGCGCUCGCCAAGAAUUUCGUCCAACGGCCAGUGUGGGACUGGCAGGAACAGUUCAGUGAACAAGACAUCGCGUUGUUCUACAACCCGCUGUACACGGGACACUCGGCCGCGCAGCGACUGUCCGUGUCGUCGGCGGGCCGGUCCCGCCUGCGGCCCAGCACCAACAUGGCGUCCGUGGAGCUGUGGUCGCAGUGCUACGAGCGCUGGCUCAGUCCCUUGGACGCGCCGCACGCCGGCCGCGUGCAGCACCUCGUGUUCCACUCGCACGUGCGGGCGCAGAUCGCUAAACUGAACGAGAGGCUGUCGUCCCUGUCCAUCCUCAGCAGCCGACAGAACGGAGCCGAGACCGAGAGCGACCCUCGGCCGGUCGUCUCUCGCUUCUACCCGUUCAGCAGCAAGACCAACGACUCGGUGAAGCCGGGCCUCAACGCGAUGCAGGUCAGCCUCAUCGACGCCACGCAGCUGCUCGACUCGCAGAGUCUACUCAACGCGCCCGACUAACAUCUCCCCAUUACCCUACUCAAGUUUAUUUUCUACCGAUUUGGAAGAGCUUUAGUGUUCGCGUUUUUUAAUCAUGUAAAUAAUUUGUAACCAUUAAGGUUUUAUGUAUAAAGUAGUAAUUAUUUUUAUACUUUUAGUCUAAGAAAUCCUGCAAAUUUACCGACAAAUUGCAUCCCAAUCAAGCUUUUUUAUUUAGGUUUUAUCCGACAUUUAAAAAAGGAAACAAUAUAGAACCAUGCUGUUACCUUUUUGGGAUUUGUCGCUUUUUAAGUGUCCACUAAUUUUAAUGAAUGUUUUUGUUUAAGAUUUUGUUCUAAAUUACGAUUACCUUCUAGCUCUAUAUGAUGAUUUGACACUUCAAUUUCCUCUUAAUGCAUUAUAUGUUACAUAAAGAUGUACAAAACGUCGCUAGAUGUUGCCUCUGCAGAAUAACGUGAUAUAUCAAUGGGCUACCAAAGUGUAUAAGUGCGAGCGAGCGCACCAUAUCGACAAUACUACUCCCUCGCUAUCUGUGCCCACGGCAUAGCGAGCAAUAGUGAUACUUAGACUAGUUUAUUAAUUAUAAUAUAGAAAUAUAACAAGUCUUAUUGUGUUAAAUACAUAAAUAAGUAAUCUAUUAUAUUGUAUAGUCACUAUAGUGGAUUCUUCGUUCACCAUUGAAUGGUCCAUGACUGUUACACAUGUAGCAUUAAGUAACUAGAACAAGAUGAAUGUCAAUGAACAAAAGUAUAUUCACAAGCUAUUGUUUUUAAGUAUGCAAAUAUAAUAGUAACAGCAAUAAUAAUAACAGCUUACCGGUUACCAACCUGGCACACACAGUUGACUGAAAAUCGACUAUUAUAAAGAUUUCAAAUUGCGACAGCGCAAUUUAUUGAAGUGAUAUAUUUUUAUAUUUACUACCAUUGGCAAGACAUCGAUUACUUGAUUAUAAAAUGAGUGUUUACUUGUAAUUUAGUUUUGUUUUGUACAAUUCUAUUGUAACUGUUAAAGUUCUAUUUUGUAUUGUUCUUAAUCACAUGUACAUCUGUACACUUUUAUUGUUUAGUACCUACGUAUAUAGUUAGUACUUUUGAAUAAUAUUUUAUGAUAUAUUUGAGUUCACUAUUUGGUAGAAAAUCCGAUGAGUAUCAUGGUUCGUAACUGUUGCUUUUUGAUUGUUCAAACGUUGAUAUGAAUGCUUCUGUUUUAACUAAUUCGCGAUCCACAAGCCUUUGCGGCUGCUGUAUUUGGAUAAUAUUUGAGUGUUUACUUUUGACUUAAAUUUGUCUGUUUGUAUGUCCAUAGUUGUGUUAUGAUUAACUUUACGUAGCACGCCUGGUGAGACAUUUACGAUACUCGAUGACGAGAUGUUUCGCGAACAUAUAAGUGGAAUAAAAGUAAAAACAUGGUCGCCGCGCGGACGCUUCGAUUGCACGCUGAUAGCGGGGCGCGGGGAGGCGGGCACACGGACCUGUCGGCGCUUGCGCCCAACUAAUUACGAAAGAGUCGCGCACUCAGCUGUGUCGUAUCUAUACAUCAUUUAUUUAUAGGUAUUUUUUUUUUCAUAAAUUGGAUACGUAAUUAUAAUGAGAACCGAGUACCGUCUCCAUAAAGUAUAUCAUUAAUGUAUCACCAGUCGGUACAUAACUAUACAUGUAUAGAAAUAUUUGUUUAAUUAUAUAGUGGCAACAGGUCAUUUUAAUAUGUAAUUUAGUAGUAAUAGUGAUAUAUAUAAAUGAGGCGCCGUAAUGUAUGUACGCGUAUAACUCGUUAAUGGCUGAUAUAAUUCUAUAAUUUAUAGUCGUAUUAUAUUUUCUGAUAUAAUCAAAGGAUAAUUCUUCUUUGUUGUAUUUAAAAAUUGUCAGAACAAGCUUUGUAUUAAAGGAAAUUAUAAAAUCCACAGAAAUCGAUUAAUUUGUGGAGAAUAUUAAUCAAAGUGGAACAUCUGCUUAUCUUCCGAGAAAUAGCAGUAUCUAAGUAAUAUAUUAAAACCACACAAAAAGGCUUACCUACAUAUUAGGUACAAUAAAAAUAAAAUCGGCUAUAAAAUAAUUAUUAAAGUGUUAGAGCCAGGAGUACUCACCUGCCAUCAAGUCAACAAACUCGAUUGUUGAAGAUAAACAAUUGUAAUUGUUUCAUUUAUUUACUUCAAAGAAUUACGAAUUUAUACAGUUUGGAUAACAGGUUGUAAUCAAGUACUACUGUAUGCCAAACUCGUUAAAUUAUGUAUUUAAUUUACAUUUCAACGUUAAGAGCACCGACUGGAGCUUGUUAUGUCGUAAGCCGAUAUAUCUUGUGACGACAAACUGUCGUCACAAGAUAUAUCGGUGUGUCGUUACAAACAUUUUAUUUCAUUUUGUAUGUGGGGUAAAAUCCUUAAAAUACAUUUUUCUAAAGGUCUUAACAAAUCUAUGGAGCUAUCGCUCAUAUUUUUAAAAGUUUUAUAUCAAUUUUUCACGUUUUUGAAUCGGGCUAUGGAUAGAAAAAUCAGAUACAAAUAUACCACAAUAUAAUAUCGCUAGUAACCUUGAAAUAAGCGUAAAAAUUACCUAAUAAGUUGUAUCAAAUACGACUUAAUGGUUGGAGAACAAUUAAUAGUUACUCUUGUGUCAAUAACAGACCAUAAUAUAAAAAUUUACAUUUUUUUGCAUUUUACACUACAUAAUUAAAAAUUAUAGGUAUUAUAAAGCCAUGAUAUACAGUUAUUGCGAACUCUCUUGAUAUUCACUUGGUUGACUAGACAAAAUUUCAUAAUCUUUUUAUUAGGACGAAUCUUUCGUAAGAAUUCUAGUGUAAAUACUUUUUUAAUAUAUUUAAUCAUGGUAGCUUGGCUCCCUUUAAAUGUAUUAUAAUUUGUUUUUGUUACAAAAUUCUAUUAUGUAUUUAGGUUUUCUCUAUGCUUAUACAAUUUGUGUUCCAUCCAAUAUAUAUAAUUGUAGAUAGUUCUGAAUUGGUCAUUUUUUCAUUACACACUGGGGUUUACAAAUUUCAUUUACAUACCAAAAUUGAUUGAUAAUGCCCAUGACACUCGGGAUACGCCCCAACGCUUUAGCCUAGUAGAAGCAGAAAGUAAAUGACUCAUGCUGUAGUUGCGAUCAAGAGCUCAUGUUUUGUUCUCCUAGGUUUCCUCUGCUCGUGCUGAGCAGGGUGUGGUCUGCGGUAGACCUUCAGAGACACCGUUAUCACAAUACACAUCGAUAGCUUGAUUUGUAGUGAGCGGCGGACCUCACUGAAUUAUGUGGAUUGUAGGAGAUCUAUCAGGUUUAUUUAGAGUGUGACAAACUUUUAGUGCCCUCUGCCGUAAACAAUAGAAUAAUUAAUAAUAUUGGUUUGUGAAUUAAUUGAUAUAAACAUUCGAUCAUAUUAUUAUUAUAUUGUGACGUAUCAUGUGAAGCCUGGCGUGGUAAGUUAACACAGGUUAUUACGACUUCAUAUUAUUAUAUGUAUUUAAGUGAUAUGUGAAAUAGUUCAAGUCCGUACAGCUAACAGUAAAAUAUGUUGUCACCGGUGAAUAAAUUAAUAUUAAGUGGCCACCUACGUCCAUAGACUUACAAUAUCCGAGCGUAUAAGGAAAAUGAUCUAUUGUUACCGAAACCUAUUUUCAUAGACAGGUCGUAAAGAGUCAGCCACGUUUGAUAUUACCUCCUUAGUGGGUCGUAGUAUAUAGACAACAAUAGAUUCGUUUACAUUUUCUAUCCUACGUAAGAGAUGUCCUUGUUUGUGUAUAGAAAAGUGUAUGGUAAGAGACGAAUAUUGAGUUGUAUAUAUACAAGCGUUUAUUAUGAUCGGUGGUCGUAGUGUACCUUAGUAGUAGUAGAGUUAUAAUAAUUAUAUUUUGUCCUUGUAACUAACAGAAAGUGAACUGUGUGGUGGAUGGUGGGUUUGAUUGAACGAUGUUGUAAAUAUGGCAGCUCUAAUGAUUGUUGUUAAUAUUAAGAAAAAUAAUAUAUUGAUUAUAUAAUAUUAAUUAUUAACUGUAUUAGGAGAAAGAAGGGGGUUAUUUUUGCGACCAAUGUCGCUGCACUUCUAAAAUAUAUUUCAAAUCGAAUUCGGUGUUUUAAGAAAAAACAGUAUUUAUACUUAAAUUUUGAAAUUGUAGUAUGGUAAGUUAAUAAUUGGGCAUAAAUUUUACCACAAACAUAAUAUCUAUAUAUAUAUAUAUAAAUUAAUUGCUGUUCGUUAGUCUCGCUAAAACUCGAGAACGGCUGGACCGAUUUGGCAAAUUUAGGUCUUGAAUUAUUUGUGGAAGUCCAGAGAAGGUUUAAAGGUGAAUAAAUAGGAAAAUGCUGCUAAAUUAAAAAAAACAACAAAUUUGUUUUUCCUUUGAUGUGUCCAUACAUAAUUUCUAUGAGAGAAUUUAUUGACGCACGGUUUGACAGUUUUGCUGUGAAACAAUUUCAUUACGACAGCAGGGUGCAUAUUUUACGAAGUAAUUUUUGAUGUUAUGAUAUAUUAUUGACAAAUUCAUAUAAAAACAUUAUUUUAUUUAUCAUAGACAGAACAACGUCUGUCAGGUCAACUAGUUAUCAAUAUAGAUAAUACAUAUAUUCUAUUGUAAAAGUAUAUUUUUAUAACGCUGCUGAAGUGUAUUAAUACAUUGUUGGUAGGUAUUAAUAAUAUAUAUGUGUAGAUAUGUACGAAGUACUUUGUGUUUAUCACGUGUACAUUAAGGAUAACACAUGUUCUGUGUCACCGUUAGGUGUAGCCAAUAGUUAGCUUAGCCAUACAAACUUAUAUGUCGAGUGCCAUUUUAUUAAAUUUUCAGUUUACGGUUUAUGUCACAUCAAAUAGGAAUGUGUUAUUUAAAAUUAUGUACGGAUUUGUCUUUAUAGAAGUAUUAUUAAUACUAAUGCGUAAUACUCAAUAGCCGCGUGUAAAUAUAGGGAUGUGAUGUUACGCUUUCUGUCGGAACUAACGGGGGGUGUUGGUCAGUGAGCGAUACCAAGAGUUAUAUGAAGUAGUCUGGACUUGUCCACGUAUACAUGGAGAAUUUUAAAAUAUAAACAUAAAACUUUCAUUUAUACGUCUAAAUAGAACUCUGACAGCUGUGAAAACUUCGAAAAGAAUUGAGGUUGGUUGUUGAUAUCUAUAUUGAGCAAUGCACGAACAUUAACACGGUGACAUAAAUCGCGAGUGUAAGACGUAGCUUAAUAAACCUGGCCUGUUUUAAUCGGUUGUCUAGCAGCAAGAGGCUCUAUCUAAACGAAUAAAUUAUCAAAAAUAUUAGAUAUUAAAAAUUUAAUACACAGAAAGCGUAUAAGACGAGAGCGCUGAGUUGGAGUGAGGAGAGAGCCGGAAUGGCACGUCACGGUCUACCUUAAGUAAGUUGCGAGACGACGGAACAAUCUGACGGUACUGGUUACAGGGCCGGUGAUCUGGCAACAUUAACACUGAGUACCAGUGUGGAGGUACACAAUAUUGUUAUAUAUGAUUACGAUUAUUAUAAUGUUAUGUACAAUCAUUAUUUAAUGUUAAAAUGUCUUCGAGUGUGUCUUUCAAAAACAGUUACAUGUUGAAAUGUUCAAAUAAAUAAAACAAAAUAUGAAUUA